UCUUUAAAGCACGCGCACUCUUACUCCUCAGGGCUUUUCUUUUCCUCACUCAACAUGCAUUGCAACUUCACCACGACCCUUCUGGUCCGCACGCUUCCCACCCUCCUGUCCUUGGAGUUUAUCUUUGGGGCACUGAGCAACGGGCUGGCCCUGUGGAUCUUCUGCUUCCACCUGCGGCCCUGGAAGAGUAGCACGGUGCUCCUGUUCAACCUGGCCAUGGCUGACUUCCUGCUCAACAUGAUUCUGCCCUUCCGCGCCAACUACUACAGCUCGGGGGUCAAGUGGCACUUCGGCCAGACCUUGUGCAACGUGUCACAGUUCAUGCUGGCGCUCAACCGCACCGGGAGCACGCUCUUCCUCAUGGCCAUCGCGGUGGACCGCUACGUCCGCGUGGUGCACCCCCACAGCCGCGUCAACUCCUUGAGCCCUUCAAAGGCCAUGUGUGGGGCAGCCGCCCUGUGGUUGUUCACCGUGUGCUUGACGGCCAAUACCCUCACCCUGCAAAACCUCCGCUCAGACUACUGCGAGAGCUUCCUGGUGGAGACCUCGGCCAAGGGCAACCGGCUGUGGCACAAGUUCAAUUUCCUGUUCUCCUGCUGGAUGCCGCUCCUGGUGAUCCUCUUCUGUACGGUGCGUAUCGUGGCCCAACUGCGGGGGCGGCAGCUGAGCCAGCAUGGCAAGAUUAAGAAGGCGUUGUGGUUCAUUACUGUGGUGGUUGUACUCUUCGCCGUCUGUUUCCUGCCAAGUAACAUCACACAGCUCAUCAUCUGGAUCAAAACCCAGGAGGCCAUCCAGACCCUGCCAGAGUCAGAGGUGUGUGAAGCCAUGGACAACCUCACCGUGGUGUUCUACAUGACCGUCAGCCUCACGUAUCUCAACAGCGCCCUGGACCCAGUGGUCUACUACUUCUCCAGCCCCACUAUCAAGAACAUCUGCAGGAAGUCCCUGCACCUGCCCCUUGCAGACACCACCGAAAUCAUAGAGAAGAGGACCCGGGAGACCGGAUCACACUCAUGCAGCCAGAUUUAGAGUGACCGAGGCGGCACAUUUCCUAAAAAAUAGUGCUUUUUUUGGUGGGGGGCAAAGGUUUAGCCUUUAAUCCACCUCACAUUUACAUCAUCAAGAAGCCAUUGCAUUAAAGUAGCUGCAAAAUUGGUGAAUUAAAAUGUAUCUAUUCAUUUUGCAUUUAAUUUUUUUCAUCUUUUAUCUCAUUCAAGACCCCGUAAAGUGAAUUCAUAGAUUUGGUUGUAAAUACAUUAUACAUGUGAGAAAAUACAGUGGUGCCU
Molecule: messenger RNA, 1286 nt
Organism: Phyllopteryx taeniolatus (common seadragon)
Lineage: Eukaryota; Metazoa; Chordata; Actinopteri; Syngnathiformes; Syngnathidae
Product: hydroxycarboxylic acid receptor 2-like
Exons: 1
Coding region: 55-1029 (324 amino acids)
Biological process (GO): G protein-coupled receptor signaling pathway
Cellular component (GO): membrane
Molecular function (GO): G protein-coupled receptor activity
Source: RefSeq, a predicted model, not a curated record